UCUCAAUACUUUUAACGGUUUCCAAACACAGGAUACUCUGGACUCUAUAUUUAGAGGAACCACACAGCAAGUACUGAGUCUACCUCAAAACAGGGAGAGGUGGUUGAAUAAUUAUACAAGAGCAGUUGCAUGCAUGUGGAAAAUAGCAAAAGUGUAGUGAAACAAAAAAAGUGACAUCCGUUAAACAUAUGCUGUCUAGAAGUAUUCUCAGCUGGUUAGUGCUAUUGACCCUAGCUACUGUUACCAGGAGUGAGCACUAUCACAUUGUGCCAGUGGAUUCAACUGACUUGUGUGACGGAUAUGGAAAUGGAACUUGUUUCACUCUCGAGCAGCUUGUUCAAACAGACCUGUUAUCUGGUGGAGACAAUCUCACCUUGAGCUUUCUACCUGGAGAUCAUGUGUUAACUCAGCAAUUAUUGAUUCGUAACUUAUUACAUGUGCAAAUCACCGGCCAGAACACAAGUACAACUGUAGUUGGAUUCCAUAGCAAUGGUACGAUACGUUUUGUUAGUAUUACCAAAUUGAAUAUUGAACGCUUGGGUUUCGUUGGACCAAAUGUUGGACCACAAAACUCAUAUCAAGGUUUGAUCAUUGAUGGUGCCAAUGAUGUGUACAUGAAAAACUGCUACUUUUCGGACUUUGUAUUAGUCAAUCAGGCGGAAAACCACCACGUUAAGAUUACUAAUACUCCAACUGCAACAAUUGAGAGCACUCUCUUUAUGAACAACAUUGGUCGGGCACUGCACGUUGAGGCUGAUGAUGUGUACAUAACAAAUAGUGUGUUCACUAGAAAUGAUGGAGGUGCAGUUUACAUUCAAUCAAACAACGCACUGAUCAACAACACGGAGUUCAACUAUAACAGUGCUGGGAGUGGAGGAGCAGUAGAAGUGGUAUCUGGUACUGUAGUAAUCACUUGGUGUAACUUCACAAAUAACAAAGCUGUGCAGUUAGGUGGAGCCAUUAAUGUUACCUCAGGUAGUGUGUCCAUCUCCAACAGUGAGCUGACAAACAACAGUGCUGACUAUAAAGGUGGAGCGAUUAGUGUUGGCUCAGGUAGUAGUGUGUCCAUCUCCAACAGUGAGCUGACAAACAACAGUGCUGACUAUAAAGGUGGAGCGAUUAGUGUUGGCUCAGGUAGUAGUGUGUCCAUCUCCAACAGUGAGCUGACAAACAACAGUGCUGACUAUAAAGGUGGAGCGAUUAGUGUUGGCUCAGGUAGUAGUGUGUCCAUCUCCAACAGUGAGCUGACAAGCAACAGUGCUGGCUAUAAAGGUGGAGCGAUUAGUGUUGGCUCAGGUAGUAGUGUGUCCAUCUCCAACGGUGAGCUGACAAGCAACAGUGCUGGUUAUAAAGGUGGAGCGAUUAGUGUUGACUCGUAUGGUGGAGCGAUUGUUGUUGUUGGCUCAGGCAGUGUGUCCAUCUCCAACAGUGAGCUGACACACAACAGUGCUGACUCUUAUGGUGGAGCGAUUGUUGUUGCCUCAGGUAAUGUAUCCAUCUCCAACAGUGAGCUGACACACAACAGAGCUAAUAGAGGUGGGGUAAUUCAUGUCUUCCCAUCUUCCACCUUGAUCAUCAACAACACUAACAUUACUAAUAACAUGGCCAGUUUGAACAUUUCGCAAUCAAACGUAACAUUCACUGGAAUGAAUGUUGUCAGUAACAAUGGUCGUCCCAUUUAUGCUUUCAAUAGUCGAAUCGAGUUUAAUGGACCUACAACACUGAGUAACAAUCAUGGUGUGUUUGGUGGAGCUAUCAGCACUGACCAGAGUCAAAUAUUUAUUAACACAGAAGGAGUUAUCAUCACCAACAACACAGCUACCUACGGAGGAGGGAUAUUUCUGAGAGAGAGUACACUCGUUGUAAAUGUGCCAAUAAAGAUCUAUCACAACACAGCACAGGAUGGUGGAGGGAUUUAUGCAUAUUCUAGCAGAGUUGACUUCCAAUCAGUGCAGAUGGAAGAUGCAGAUGGUAAUCUAAUUCCUCCAAAUACACAGAGUGAGAUUGCUCACAACAUUGCUGAGAAUGGUGGAGGUAUACAUGCAAUAUCUUCAACUAUUAAACUAACUCAAUCACAUGUCAACAUUGACUCAAACACAGCUAACACAAGUGGAGGUGGAGUGUAUCUACAGCAAAGUUCGAAACUGUACCUAUUUAAAACGAAUAAAGAAAAUAAGACUCAGGAUCGAUUUGUUAAGUUAAUAAUUAACAACAACUUGGCUCAGUACGGAGGGGGAAUAUUUGUGGCAGAUAACACACAGAGUGGUGCCUGCAGAGGAGGGGCCACAGAAGAUGAUGCAACUCGAACUAUUUUUGCUGACUGCUUCAUUCAAACAAUUAAACUGUAUGAGUCCGGCUUGAAUGAGUCCCGCUCUGAUUCAAACUAUUUCAACACAUUCAUGACUGACAACACGGCUACGCGGUCAGGAGCAAACAUCUACGGAGGUCUGUUGGACAGGUGUACAGUAAGUCAAAAUGCUGAAUAUGAAUCUUCAAACGAAUUGGACUACAUAAAAAAAACUGUCAAAUCCUCCAUCGAGCCACUAUCAAUCUCCUCUAGGCCUGUUCAAGUAAUUUUAUGCAACUAUUCACAAUAUGACUAUGGUUCUACAAAAAAAGGACACACAUUUACAAUCAGUGUUAUGGCUGUUGACCAAGUUGGAAAUCCAAUGAAUGCCACAAUUCGCAGUUCUGUUGUCAGUGAGAGUGGACGUGAUCGUUUCAAAGAAGGACAGGCAAAACAUGAAAUUGGCAAUCAGUGCACAGAAUUAGAGUACAAUGUAUUCUCACAAGACAACUCCGCUCAAGUGGAACUCUAUGCCGAGGGUCCAUGCAACAAUAUGGGAAUUUCAAAACAACUUAUCAAUAUUUCUUUUGAACUCUGCACAUGCCCUAGUGGACUCAAACCAAUUCAGUCCGAUAUUGAGUGCAAGUGUGACUGUGAUCCAGAUUUGCAACAAGGAUAUCAGAUAACAAACUGUUCUGAGGAAAAUGGGACCAUAAAGCUGGAAAGUGAUAACAACAUAUGGAUAGAAGUCAUAAAUACCACCAACAAAACAUGGUAUGUCGUUAGCAACUGUACAUUUGACUAUUGCGUACAAAAACCAUUCAACAUUAGUCUAAGCAACCCUGACAAACAGUGUGCCUACAAUCGAAGAGGUGUCUUGUGUGGAGAAUGUGAACCAGGACUCAGUCUUGUGUUGGCUACGUCAAACUGUAAAGAAUGCUCUCAUCUUUACCUUCUUCUACUAAUACCAUUUGCGCUGGCUGGCAUAUUGCUAGUUGCUUUAAUUCUCGUGCUCAACAUCACUAUAGCAACUGGAAAUAUUCAUGGCCUCAUAUUUUACGCCAACAUAGUAGCUGCUAAUAGAUCAAUUUUAUUUCCUAGUUUAAACAACUUUUUAACAGUUUUUGUAUCAUGGGUGAAUCUUGACUUGGGAAUUGAAACAUGCUUUUACAAUGGAAUGAACUCUCAAGGGAAAGUACUCCUUCAACUUGUCUUUCCCGCUUACUUGUUUCUUCUAAUGUUUUUUAUUAUCAUUUUAAGCAAAUAUUUUGAUUCAUUUGCAAAGCUCCUCUCCAACAGGAACCCGGUUGCUGCCUUAGGCACACUCGUCCUACUCUCUUAUUCCAAACUCUUACGGUUUGUAAUUACUGCACUGCAAUACAGGGUCUUGGAUUAUCCUGAUGAUAUUAGUGAUAUAGUUUGGGUGAACGACGGUAAUGUGCAAUAUUUCACUCGCGAUCACCUCCCUCGGUUUGUUGCUGCAGCCAUAAUCCUCAUUGCCGGUGGAUUGUUUACUGUACUGCUCUUUUUUGGACAAUGGUUUCCACGCUGUUCCAAGGUUAUGACAUGGACGAAGAACACAAAGUAUAUAGGCUUCAUGGAUGCAUACCAUGCUCCAUUCACUCCCAAACAUCGCUACUGGGUGGGAAUGCUUCUCUUUGGUCUGAUUGCUCAUAAUCUAGUAGCUGCCAUGGCUCUCGACACUUACCUCCCUAUUCUAUCAUCUGGGGCUGUAUCAGUUGGACUGAUUGGAUGGAAACUAUUGAAUAAUCGUUUGUACAAAAGUAAAUUCUGUGGUUCCCUUGAAAGUCUCUAUCUACUCAAUAUUGCUACUCUAGCAUUUGGCACCUCUUAUGUCAAAGAUACGAAUAAAGAUCAGUCAGCACUAGCCAAUACUUCAAUGGCUAUAUCAUUUAUCUUAUUUGUGACAACCCUCUGCUACCAUUUUUACCAAUUCGUACUCAAAAAGAGCAAUACAUGGCUGAAGAUAGAGGACACCGUAAGGAACUUACGAGCUGGUGCUGCAGACAUGAGACUCCGACGAGCUAACAAUGCCCGGGGAAUGUAUCAGCUGGUAGCUGAUGAAAAUGAUGAAGAUGAAUUACUCGAAGCAGUAGACGACUAUGAACAAAGAGACGCCUUGAACCCACCUUACACUGAUGGAGCCGUGGAAGAAGCUGACCCUGAUCGCUACAUCACUCCUCCCAUCAUCAGACCAGCCACGAGGCCGGACCAGCUGAGACUAUCCUACAUGGAUGAUCUAGCCCCCCUCACCACAGAGGACUACAGACCAGCCUCUCCCCACCCAAGAGUCAACCAUCGUCCUGCUGUUACACACACAGAAAUCGGCCCCAUACGUAAUGAAGUGUGAACUGUUUUAUUUAGCUGAGGCACCUUAUCGUGUAAAAAGUAACAUUUGUAACAAAAAUAACAUUUGUAGGCAUUGUUAGUUCCAACAGUUACUGUCGUUAGCACUUGUUUAUGUCACUAUAGUUUAAAGAGAGAUAUGCUUUUUUGUAGAUUCUUGUAGAUUUAUUUUUUG
Molecule: messenger RNA, 4829 nt
Organism: Halichondria panicea
Lineage: Eukaryota; Metazoa; Porifera; Demospongiae; Suberitida; Halichondriidae
Exons: 2
Coding region: 189-4658 (1489 amino acids)
Source: RefSeq, a predicted model, not a curated record